GUUCAAUUUAAUAAUUGACGAAUUAUAAUUAUUUUUGCAAAGAUGGAGACAAAUUGCUCUUCACCAGCCACAAGUCAAGUUACUUUGGCAUCAACAUGUGGUGGUCCAACUUUUUUAUUGUUUAUGGGAAUUUUGGAGACAUAUAUUCGAAGACAGUGUGAUCUUGAGGAUCCUUGUCACCGAAUCAGACCACGUCAAACCCCCAAUUCAAGUUAUGAUUACAUUGUGAUUGGAGGAGGAAGUGCUGGUUCGGUAGUAGCCUCGAGAUUAUCAGAACUAAGUAGUAAAUCAAUUUUACUUUUAGAGGCAGGGUUAGAUGAACCAGCAUGGCUACAUGUACCAUCAUUGUACGUUAAUUCAAUUCAUUCGAAUAUAGACUGGCAAUAUAGUUUUCAAAGUGAGAACAAUGAUUGUUCUAAUGAAAAUGCAGCACAGUGUUACUGGCCUAGAGGAAAGGUUCUUGGGGGUACAGGUGCAAUUAAUGCAAUGGUGUACAUAAGGGGAGCACAUCGAGAUUUCGACAAUUGGGAGACAAUGGGAAAUAGCGGUUGGUCCUUUAAAGACGUGCUUCCUUAUUUCAAAAAAAGUGAGAAUAAUUUACAAAUGGACAAAGUUGAUUCCGAAUAUCAUGGUCGUGGUGGUCCACUGCCUAUAACGCAGUUCAAUAAUCAUCCUCCAAUUAGUAAUGACAUUCUAAAAGCUGCUAAAGAAUUAGGUUACGAUAAUCUGGACGUAAAUGGAAGGAAUCACACAGGUUUUUCAACUGUUCAAACAAAUACAAAAAAAGGUAGUCGUUAUUCAACAGCACGUGCAUUUCUGAGACCUGUCAGAAAUCGUCAGAAUUUACACAUCAUGCUAAAUACAACUGCGACUAGAAUUAUUUUCAAUAAUAACAAAACUGCCAUAGCUAUCGAAUUCUACAAGAAUGGAAGAUUCACUAAAGUUGGAAUUAACAAGGAAGUCAUCAUUAGUGGUGGUAUAGUAAAUUCUCCGCAAAUACUACUGAACAGUGGAGUUGGGCCAAGAGAUGAUCUAGAAGCAGUAGGUGUUCCAGUGAUUCAUCAUCUUCCCGGAGUUGGUAAAAAUUUACACGACCAGGUUCAUGUUCCCUUGACAUUCACCAUCAAUGAGACAGACAAAAAUGACCUAAAUUGGAUAUCUGUAACGCAAUAUUUAACUUCUAGAACCGGACCUCUAAGUAGCAUUGGUGUUCUACAAACAACAGGUUUUAUAAAUACAAAAUUUGCAAAUCCCCAAGAAGACUUUCCAGACAUACAAAUUAAUUUCGUAGGUUAUGUGGCGUCAUGCUCCGAAAAUGGAAUGAUCAAUCAAAAUUCAAAAUUAAGAAGAACAAUUCUAAUCCUUCCCGUGGUUAUUCGUCCAAAGAGUAAAGGCUAUGUAAAAUUAAGGGACAACAAUCCUCUAUCAAUGCCUCUGAUUUAUCCUCAAUAUAUGUCGAAUUCCGACGACAUUUCUGUGCAAAUUGAGGGAAUUAAAUUUGCCUUUCGAUUUGUAUCAACACAGGCGCUUAAAAAGUAUGACUUCCAAUUUAACAGGAGUACAUUCAAACUUUGUGAACAUUUGGAAUUUGGAAGCGAUUCCUAUUGGGAGUGUGUGGUAAAAAAUUACAAAAGUACAGUAAAUCAUCAGGCGGGAUCGUGUAAAAUGGGUCCUGAAUCAGAUCCAAUGGCAGUGGUUGAUAAUUUAUUGAGGGUCAGAGGGGUGAAAGGUGUUAGAGUUGCUGAUGCCAGUAUUAUGCCGGUAGUUACUUCCGGAAAUACUAACGCUCCCUCUAUUAUGAUUGGUGAAAGAGUUGUUGAUUUUAUUAGAAACAAUAGAUGAACUUUAUAGAAUCACGAUUUACUACUUUUGUUACGUCUAAAAAGUAUAAAAAUUUAUUUUUCCAGCUUCUUGAUUUAAUUUAAUUAAAUUAAUAAUUAAUAAUGGACUAUGUUACCGACAUGUCUGUCGACAUUUUCGCAUAAAAAAAUUAUAGAAUAUUAUUGAAUAAAUAAUACUUAGUAAGGUAUAAAAUAUUUUUAAAAGAUUGCUGCAUCUAUAUUUAUAAACAAAAAUUCUCGCAAUAAAAUUGUUUUUUAUGUGAAAACCCUAAACCUAAUAAAGAACAAUUUUCUAAACCGGCAACCGGUACCGGUUUCGAAACAUUAAAUUAAAUGUUAUAUACAUUCCCUGUCCUAAAAAAGUUUAAAAUUAAGAAUUAAGAUUAAAAAAAUUUUAAGAUGUGAAUACAAGAACCAAAUACUGCUUUCACCGAAGUAAUAUCGUAGCCUACUUAAAGGCGCCAAUUUUAUAAUAGGUACUUACAAUUUUACCACAGUUUUUAAAUGCAACUAAAAAAUAAAUAAUUUAUCUUUCUGAUUGUAGUAGAAUGAUUAUAAAUUGAUUAAGU
This is a messenger RNA of Leptopilina heterotoma, 2410 nucleotides long. Its product is annotated as glucose dehydrogenase [FAD, quinone]-like. The transcript is spliced from 7 exons. The record is from RefSeq and is a predicted model, not a curated record. Lineage: Eukaryota; Metazoa; Arthropoda; Insecta; Hymenoptera; Figitidae. Gene Ontology annotation, molecular function: flavin adenine dinucleotide binding; oxidoreductase activity, acting on CH-OH group of donors. Bases 43 to 1842 code for a protein of 599 amino acids.